Lasiosphaeria miniovina is the source of this 4411-nucleotide messenger RNA. RefSeq lists its product as uncharacterized. The record is from RefSeq and is a predicted model, not a curated record. NCBI's taxonomy places the organism in Eukaryota, Fungi, Ascomycota, Sordariomycetes, Sordariales, Lasiosphaeriaceae. Gene Ontology annotation, molecular function: protein binding. The transcript has 2 exons. Gene Ontology annotation, cellular component: cytoplasm; nucleus. Bases 147 to 4307 code for a protein of 1386 amino acids.
GUUUCGAUUUCAAAAUGACAGGAUAUCCUCCGGCCUUUUUACUCUGACAUGCAUCUCCCGUCCCCAUUCCAGCGCCUCAUCGCGCCUCGACGCGCUUAGGUCGGACUAGCCUCCGUGCUUUCGAGCUUCAACCCAGACAAGACAAGAUGGACCUCGAAACCGCAAAGGCGAAGCGGCUGCUGCUUGCCCAGCGGGCCCUCCAAAACGGGGACCAACCUCUCGCCUGUCUCUGCUCCCCCUUUCACUCCAAAUCUGACGACUCGUUCACGUAUCAAGAGGUCAACCAGGUCUUGAACCAGGCUGUCGACCGAGACGAGUCCCUUGGCCUCUUCAAAGCCCUCCUGGCCCUCGGUGCUGAUGUCAACUUUUCCCAACGGAGCACGUCGGGCGUUUGGAGCAAGAUUAUUGGAAGACACCACGAUGGCCACCGCAGCGAUGUUCUGCUCAAGGCUACCAGCAAGUGUCGACCGGAUAUUGUCAACCUGCUAGCAGGCCGUGCAGACCAAGAAAGUCUCGACAGUGUCCUCCACACCGCCAUUGUACGAGGGGAUCUCGCCGUGCUCAAGACAUUGCUCGACCAUGGAGCUAACCCCGCCCAGCUCCAUUCAGAUUUCCAGAACGCGGUGCUACAAAACCAGUUGGACAUUGUCCAAGCUCUUCUCUCUGGCCACCGGCUGCCUUGCCUUGCCUGCCGCUCCUCCGGACUGCGACUCGCUGUGGCAAACAGGUCCUUGGAUGUCACCGAGCUGCUCCUCAAAUACUGGGCAGACGUCAACCACGAUGACGCCAUUGCGCUACUGGGAGGAGUCGAGUCUUGUGACCCUGUCCUGGUCAAGGCUCUCAUCUCCGGCCCAGUCCGGCCAUCCCCCCGGUCCCUCGAUAUCGCCGUGGGAAGGCUCCGCGAUGCAAUAAACUCGGAGGAUCCUGGACCAGCUCAGGAGGUCCUAGAGUUGUGCUUAUCAGCAGGUGCGGCCGGACCAGAGACAACACGUCUUUCGACAGAAGGAAUGGUGGAUGCCGUGAAGCACGGCCGCGCCCAGUUGGUCGACGCCCUUUUGCGUUUCAGAAAACCACCAGGACAUUAUGAGGCUGUCGCUCUCCUUGAGGCAAUUCGUGGCGAAAAGAUCGACAUAUUCAUGAAGCUUCUAGGCUCCGCGCCGUCCCAAACCAGCCUGACCAUUGCCAUCUCCGAGACCAUCAAGGUCAAAGACACCCACCUUCGUCACGAGCUAGCGCGGCUCCUCAUUGAAGCCGGUGCGCAAGGACCCUGCACCUCUCAGGCCCUGAUCAAGGUCACUAAACGGAUCAUCUCCGACACGUCGCAUGAGGACAAGGUGAUCCGAGGUGAAGACGCAGACACUAAACUAUUUAAUCUCCUUCUCGACAAAGGAAGAGCCGACGUAGACCACGGGCAAGGCGAAGCGCUCCAGCUUGUUGCUGGUGCUUCGUGCACCGAGCUCGCGGAACUGAUUGUCUCCAAGAAUCCUUCUCCUGCUUCUCUUGGCGCCGCGUUACCCCGGGCACUGAAAAUCCCAGACGAGAACAAACGGAGAUUCUUAGUUGGCCUGCUCAUCCAGGACCAAAUCAGCGAUGAGGCCUCGGGGAAGGCCUUGGUUGAAUUGUUCCAGAGCGAAAGUCGAGAUCUAAACAUCAUUGAACUCGUCCUCAAAAGGGCCUCUGUGAAUUACAACAAUGGAGAGGUGUUUGCCUUUGCAAUUCGAAGAUUUGAGCUGGCACAUUUUCGACUUCUUCUCGGCCAUGCGCUCGAGUACACGACCUUGUUCACGGUGGUUCUGGAAGCCUUACAGUCACCCAGGCCAGUCCGGAAGAUCGUCUUCGGCGAAAUCUUGCGUCAGCUGCAGCCUGAUCAUCUCAACAAUGCUCUGAAGCACGUUGUUCUGGAGCCUGAUACGGACCUGGGUCUGAUCAGUGUCCUUCUUGGCGCAGGGGCAGACCCGAUAUACGAAGACGGGGUCUGCAUCAAGAAGGCUGCCUACGACCUGAACCGGAGCCUUUUAGACACUCUUUCCGAGAACUUGGGACCAAAUGAAGUCAUUUUUUCGGAAGCACUUGCGGGCAUCAUUGGCCGUGACAGACAAUGGAUUGCUUUUGGACAUGUCGAGACUAUCCGACUUCUCCUUCGAUACGGAGCAUCUGGCCCCGCCGUUGACAAAGCGCUUCUUGAAGUCGUUGAACACCUUGCAUGUCACGAGCCUGAUACGGAUUUAGCGGAUACGCUUCUCAACAUGUUUGUCGAUGGCGGUGCUGAUGUCAACCACGAGAAUGGGAAAUGCGCAAUGAUAGCAGCAGGACGUGGCGAUCCGCCCCUUCUUUCCCGCAUAUUAAAUCUUGGCGCAACCACCAUGACUGCCGCAGCCGCUCUGUCUAUCGCGAUAACUUCAGGCCAUGACGAGUCGAGGCUAAUGCAGAUAUUGGGCGCGUUUGUGGACAUACGACACACACUGCCGGACCUUACCCUGUCACUCCCCGGCAUGCCGCCGCCAAUGUUCCUCUGUCUCAAGUCAUAUUGCGACUCGGCAUCCUUGGUGGAAAAGCUCAUUUCGGUAGGAUGUCACUUGGAGUCAACAAUUCCGUCCCUUGUAUACUCCCGCGAGAUCGUUUCGGGGGGAGAGGGUGGAGCCGCCGACCUAGAAAUGGAACCGGUGUCUGUUCUUGUCUGGGCUUUGCUGCAGCCAAAUAACAUAAUCAGCUCCAGAGUUAUCGAUGCAUUGAUACGCCAUGGAGGCAAGUUUACAUCCUUCUCAGAAAGUGAUAUGCAAUUGCUAACACGCAUGAUUUGUAUAGCAAACGUGUCGUAUACGACACCGGUGUCCCGGGUCACGCCACUACUGCUGGCCACUCGGUCCGGUCGUCUCGAGGUUGUUCAGAGUCUCCUACAAUCCGGUGCCAAAAUCUCCGCCAGAGACGCUCUGGGACGGUCGGCAUUGUUCUUUGCUGCAGGACGCGGAGAUGCGGACCUUGUUGCCCUUUUGAUCAAGAGCAAGGCGUGCGCAAACGACGGGAGCCUCCACGAAGCAUCUCGCGGCUUUUAUCUACAGGCAAUGAGACUCCUGAUAGAGAGUGGCCACGAUCCUAAUUACAGGUCGACCAAGCACGAGGGCCGGACAGCCCUUGGCGAGAUGGCUCGUAUGGCCACCAUCGACGACAUUACCGUCGCGGAAGAGGCCCUUGACAUACUCUGUGCUGCAGAUGCCAGCCCCCUGCUCACGGUCCACGGAAAAACGGUCAUUUUUCUCGCCUUGGAUAACCAGAAUAACGAGCCCAUGACGCGAAUGUUGCUGGAUCGUGUUCUCUACAGAACGCUCAACAGCCAAGAAAACAUUUUCCAGCAGGGAGUCUACUGGUUCUCCCCCACCAUGUACGUCUGCAAAGGAAUUUUGCUAGGGCCACAGUCCAGGGACCUAGUUCAGGUCCUCCGGGACCACGGAGCGGAGGAUCGGUUUUACGCCAGCCUGGAGGAGACACAGCCGCCAGAUGCUGUCGGACUCCCAGAGGAGAUCCUCGAGUUUGAGCGCGAACGCCGGGCUCGCGAUCGGCAGAUUAAGCAACAGGAGGAGGAACAUACGAACGAGCUUCGCCGCGAGAUGGAGAAGGCCCAGAAUGUGGGCCACAUCAGGGAAGAACUCACACAACAGCAGCUGAGGCAUCGGGGGCUUGAGCACAAACAGCUCAUCACGAUGGAUAUGGAGAAGCAUUACAACAACGCUCACAUCAAGAUCAGUGAAGCAGAUGUUGAUUCCGGUGUUCGGUGGCUGCGGCACAACGAUGACCUGUCAAUGACGUCGGAGAAGAGGGCCGCAGACAUGGAGUUCAGGCAGCGCGCGUAUCAGCAGAAUGUCGCCGAGGUUGCCGAGAGUGAGCGGCUGGCGCAUGUAAUUCGUGACCACCGUCACCACCAAACCAUGCAGCACAGACAAGGCUCGCACCGCCAGCGGUGGGCCGAGAAAGAGGACCUCAAUAGGCAGCAGUUGGCAUUUGAAGGGCGGCGACAGGGGCAAGACUUUGCACAUGCGCGGGGGAAGAACCAAUUGAAACGUGAGCUGAUGUAUGAGGAGGACCGGAUGGCAGCGGAGAGGCAAAUGCGCGAGAAGCUGCAUGGCCACCAGAGACACCAGAUGCACAUGACGGAGUUGACGACGCAACGAGGAAACAUCAUAGGCCAAGUCAAUCUGGAAGAGCUGAGGAGGUGGCAGGCGAGCCAGGGUCAGGGCCAGGCCCCGAGCCAUAUUGGAGGAGGGCCACAAGGCCCACAACUGCAAGGCGCACGAGCGAGAUUACUGAACUGAGAAUUGUUCAAAAAAUAUUUGAGUAAUCCGGCAUGAAUCCUGCUUUUGUAUUAGGUUUGCAUUUGUAUUUGCGGUCAGACUGUCAGACACAUUCGUGGUACGGG